GCGUCAACAAAUCAUAAGAGGAUGUCAAUUGUCUCUUGGAUUUCCAGAUAGGGGUGAGCAUUGUUAUGUCACACAAUGCCAACUACAUUAUAAUGUUAUGCGGUGAGCUAGUGACAGGGCAUAAUGAUAAGAUGCCGGCCCUUGCAUGCUGCGUAGAUGCUACGCCUCCUGGCUACGCGGCCUUCUUUGCCGAGGAAGGUUCCCAUGCCUCGUCGAUUCCUUUCUCUUCCACAACCACCACCGCCACCAUUGCGGCUGCCAUUGAGAACUCAAACCCAUUAGCCACCCUCUGGACGCCCCUUCUCUCCACCGCCCUUUACUGCAUCGAUGCUUGGGGCCAGCCUUACUUUGGCGUCAAUCCCUCUGGCAACAUCUCUGUUCGCCCUUACGGCUCGAGAACUCAUCCUUGUUGGAGUUAAUCCCGAUUUUGAAGCUAAUUGUUUUGAAUGAGUCUUAGUUAAUGGAGUUUAUGUGCCCUACUAUUGUGGUUGCUGAUAGCCACGUUUCCUUAUCUUUAAGUUUCAGUUUGUAGUGGCUAGAAAAUAGGAGUUUAUGCUUUAUUAGCCUAUUAUAAAUAGGCAGUUGUUAU
This is a messenger RNA of Rubroshorea leprosula, 589 nucleotides long. The record is from the annotation of a GenBank genome assembly. Lineage: Eukaryota; Viridiplantae; Streptophyta; Magnoliopsida; Malvales; Dipterocarpaceae.